This is a messenger RNA of Erpetoichthys calabaricus (reedfish), 2186 nucleotides long. It is a transcript of the gene cryaba, whose product is annotated as crystallin, alpha B, a. NCBI's taxonomy places the organism in Eukaryota, Metazoa, Chordata, Cladistia, Polypteriformes, Polypteridae. Bases 62 to 586 code for a protein of 174 amino acids. The transcript is spliced from 3 exons. The record is from RefSeq and is a predicted model, not a curated record. Gene Ontology annotation, molecular function: protein folding chaperone; structural constituent of eye lens. Gene Ontology annotation, biological process: protein refolding; response to heat.
CACAGCUGGCAGACACUAGUCGAAAGUUGUCAGCAUUCUAGUCUCUCCUGCAGCAGUGAAAAUGGACAUUGCCAUCCAGCAUCCUUGGUUUCGUCGCUCUUUCUUUCCUUCUUUCUUCCCCAGUCGGAUCUUUGACCAGAACUUUGGAGAACACCUUACAGAGAGCGAGAUGUUCCCCUCUUUCAGUUCUAUGUUCUGGCCCAACCUUCGCUCAUCUCUUUUCCGCAUGCCUAGCUGGAUGGACACUGGACUAUCAGAGAUGAGACUGGAGAAAGACAGAUUUACAGUGAAUCUUGAUGUGAAGCACUUCUCCCCAGAAGAACUGAAGGUCCAUGUAAAUGGAGACUAUAUUGAGAUUCAUGGAAAACAUGAAGAUCGACAGGACGAACAUGGUUUCAUCUCUCGGGAAUUCCACAGGAAAUAUAAAAUUCCAGCUGGUGUGGACCCCAACAUUGUCACUUCAAGCUUGUCUCCAGAUGGUGUGCUGACCGUCAGUGCUCCUCGGAAGCUGGCUGAUGUGCCAGAACGCACCAUACCUAUCACCAUCGAUGACAAGCCAGCAGUUACUGGGCCCCAGAAGAAGUAAAAGCAUCCUAAACCACUACCCUUGUCAUCUCUCGUUGCCAUUCCUCUGUCCUAACUGACAGCUUCUGCAGUAAACAGCAAAGGGAAGUGUGCACUGAAAAUAUGUAAUCAAAAAUAAUUUUAACACUUCUUCAAUUAAGGGGUAAAAAUUGAUAUUAAUCACACUCAUAGGGAUGUGUUAAAUACAUUCCAGGCAGUCCAACAUUAAAAAACUCAAAAGCACUCAAUUAUUAUUAUAUCAAUAAUUUUUAUAUGAUUAAUGGUAAUACUGAUAACAUAAAAAAUAUCAGAGAUUAGGAUGUAUGGAUUUUAUUCCCAUCCUAGAAAAUGCUAGCUGUCUUUGUCAGUUGUCCCAGCAACUGCACUGUAAAUAGCCUAUAGCUACACCCAUGUAAGAGACAUUUGCAUUAGCCAUGCUUGCAGGAGUCUCAUUUUUUGUCUCUGUUUUUCUUUUUCUUUGACCUUUUCCUAAGUGUGUUGAAAACAAUUUUCAAGGGCAUCAAUCUUACUGUUUGUGUAAAAGGUUUAAAAGUCAUGGGGUGCACUCACACAGCCUCAGGAGAAACAUUUGCUUUGCUGCUGAAUUGCCACAAAUUUUAUGGCUGAAUUAGCUUCCCAGCUGAUUAACAUCCAGGGACUAAGAAGAGGGCAGGAGUGAACGUUACAAGGAGCAGGCAGUUAGCCUUUCUGCACAAUGGAUCUGUGUCUUGUAACACAAGCAAAGCUGCUAAAAGGGCUACUUAAUACCAGAAAUUACUGAGAAGUGUUCUGUAUGUGGUCUGACAGUGUCAAAUCUAUUCCAAAAAUAGCUGGAAGAAGUGAAGAUGUUUUUUUGCUAUAACAAGCAAAAGACUAUUCUAGAAGAAUGUAAGUAGGGUUAAAGAGAAGAGACUUCCUAAUUCCACUUCUUCUUAGAGAGGAGUGUCACCCAGGACUUUAAUGUCAUCAUAUACAUGUAAACCCAAUCUUUUUCUGUAAGAUAUAGAUGCAGGUGAAAAGCCAAACAAAACAAAACAUGAAUCAAGCACUAUAGAGAAAUGUAUUAGUAAAACAAAGACAAAGUAGCCAUGCUUUUUUGAAUCAGAUUUUGAGAUAUUUCAUCCCCAGCCAAAACAAAAUUCUUGUUUCUGUUUUGUUGCAGAUAUGCUUAUGUAAAAGGUAAUUCUACAUAGAUUAAGAACCGUGGCAAGAGUGACUAAAUUAAAAGACGUGCUGUGCAGGUGUUCAGCCUGUAUACAUUUAGCACAUGAAACUGCAUUAUCUGAAUCUUCUUAGUGUGUUGAAGGAAACUGAAUAGCUCCAUUAGAGAGCUGACAUGUUUUUUUUUGAUAGGCAAGUGUCUCUUUUGAUUUAAUUUUUUUAUCUUCCUGUAACAUCUUUGAAGGAAGAGAAUGAUUUACUCCUUAUAACUAACAGAGAGCUGUCCUAGGACAAAGGUUGGGCUGACAUUGACUUGGGUUGGAGGAUGGAAUUGUUUAAUGCUUAGGGAGUCUUUCCCUUCUUUGCUGUAUUACUAUACAUUCCUGACAAUCUAUAGAGGCCAACAGUAUAAUGCAAUUAACCCAUUAGUUCUUUAAAUGUAUAAUAAAGUCAUAAGUAAA